Aspergillus ibericus CBS 121593 is the source of this 792-nucleotide messenger RNA. RefSeq lists its product as uncharacterized. The record is from RefSeq and is a predicted model, not a curated record. The transcript is spliced from 2 exons. The coding region runs from base 1 to 792 and encodes 263 amino acids. NCBI's taxonomy places the organism in Eukaryota, Fungi, Ascomycota, Eurotiomycetes, Eurotiales, Aspergillaceae.
AUGUCUGAACAGAAUCAACCCGAUUCCUCCAACCCCAACAACAACCCGACUGCCCAGCAGAACCCCGAGGGAGAGUCCAAUCCCAACCCUACCUCCCCUCAACAGGAACAACAGGAAGACUCUACCCCUGGUCAAGAAGAGAAGCCUGAUCAGACCAACCCGGAAGAUCAGAAAGAAGACAAGGAAGACUCCCAACCCAAAGAAGAAGACUCUCAGCCCAAGGAAGAAGACUCUCAACCAAAAGAAGAAGAAGAGGGACAACCUAAACAGGAAGAACCUCAACAACAACCAAAGCAAGAACCCGAAUCCCCCAAACCUAAACAAGAACCUCAAUCCGACGACGAGGAGGAAGAACAACCCCAACCCCAACCCGAACCACGUCGCCACCAAUCUGCUCAAGAGCGUAAGCGCCGUUCUCGUCCUCCCCAGAAAAUCAGACACCAGGACGACUACUCCGACAUGGAUAACGGUGCCGUGGAAAGACCUCGUCGUCAGCGCCGCCAGCGCCCCCAACAGCAACAGCAAGGCCAGGACGGCGGUCCCCUGGGUGGACUGCCCGGUGUCGGCCAGGCGGGGGAUCUCGUCCAGAACACGGCGGGGAAUGCCCUGAACGGGGUGACCGGCAGUGCAGGUAAAGCGGUAGGGGGUAUUCUCGGUGGAGGCGGCCAGGAGAAGGAUGAUGGCGGCGGCAAGGACGAGCAAUUGCGCUUGAGACUCGAUCUGAACUUGGAUAUCGAGGUGCAGUUGAAGGCCAAGAUCCAUGGUGAUCUGACUCUUGGGUUGCUGAACUGA